Messenger RNA from Linum trigynum, 1944 nucleotides. NCBI's taxonomy places the organism in Eukaryota, Viridiplantae, Streptophyta, Magnoliopsida, Malpighiales, Linaceae. The record is from the annotation of a GenBank genome assembly.
GGUUAAAACCGGAAAUAACCGGAAAACCGGGCCCUUCCCAGCCCAGCCCUUUACUGAAGCCCAGCCCCUCUCAACCCAGAAGCCCAAAUACCCAUCCGUAAAACCCUAAUGUGGCCAUCUCCAUCGUAGUCUCCACCUCCUCGCCGCAUUGUCAAUCUCUCUCUUUGCUCUCUGCUCUAGAAGAAGAAACAGAUCAGCCGAUCGCCGCACAACCGUCGAAGCAGCCGCCGCGCCGACUCGCCCUUUCUUCCGUGACGGCACCGCGAUCCCCCCUUCUGGCAGAGCGGUCGAGGUCUGGUCUCUGCUCUAGGCGAUGGUUACGGCUACAACGACAACGAUGGAGACGACGAUGUGAGAUCGCACCCAAUCUGGUCUCUCUCUCUUCUCAGUCUCACAAACCGAUUUGAGACCACCUUUGAUCUGCACCCUCCGUCUCGAUCUUGCCCAGAUCGAAACAUGCAACAACAACAAUGAAGCAAGAACAAGUGAAAGGGGAUGGCGACGACAACGAUGAUUUGGGGAUGGUGACGAUGGUGACUGCGACGACGAGGAAGACUCGGGAAUGGUGGCGAUGGUUGCGUCGGUGGGAGAGAACUCUCUAUCGGCGACACUUACAAUGUGAGAGGGAAAGAAACAUAGACAAAGAAGGAGAGAGAGAGAGAGAUUUGGCAAUUUGUUGGUUGCAGAUGCGUGUGUUUUUUGGUUUUGUGAGAGAAGAAGAAUUAGAACGGUGGCGUUUGGUGGAAGUGAAAAUAUCCAGUUUUUUGGUUGAAACCGGAUCGGACCGGAUCCAACCCAGUCCGAUCACGGUUGAAACCGGGUGUCCAUCCAAUCCAAUUUCCGGUUGUAGCUUUGCUCAAUACGGUUUCAAAAAACCGGGUUAAUCCGGUCCGGUUUUAACCGGACCAAACCGUUUCCCACCCCUACCAUGCAGCAUGCAUCUUACCUUCCAAGUAGCUCCAUAGGUUAACAUAUGGAUAGGUAACCUAUCAGGAACAUUUUUCACUGUGAUGUCAUUGUUGCGUGAGAUACAAUUUGCGAUUCUAGUGCUGUAUUUCUUUAAGUGUGGAGUUUGAUCUGUUUUAGUGGAGAUAACUUGAGUUGAUUAUUGAUGUGUGGAAUUUGCUUUCAACUGAAUGUUACUCUGUUUAAACCCGGCCUCUGAUAUUCCGCUCUUAAACUUCUACCAAGAGGCCUUGCUUUCAGUCCUUGGGUGUUUAUCUUUAGCCUUUAACUCGUUCUUUAAACCCAACCUGUUCCGACUCUCGGCAUCUAGUGAUGUAGUAAUGUGUGUGUGCUUGCUAGACCACAGUGUUGGAAGUUUAUGUCCAACGCACCUACAGAAACUGGGUCAUGACUCGAGUAAAACCAUCCAGAUUUAUGCUUUCCACAUUUUCAAGGUCUUUGUUGCUAACCCUAACAAGCCACAAGAAGUGAAAAUGAUCUUGGCCAGAAAUCAUGAAAAGCUGGUGGAAUUGCUCAUAGACCUCACAGUUGGGAAAGGUUCAGAGGACGAACAGUUCGAAGAGGAAAAGGAAAUGAUCAUCAAGGAAAUUGUAAGACUAUCUCGCGUGCCUAAUCUUCUGAACGGUUAGGCUGUGUUCGUUCUCGCCACGAUAAAUGCCCUGUAUCUCGUAUUACUGUUACUACAUGAAGAUUCUCUGCAACCAUCUGCAUUUUGUUCGAUGAAAUUCAGUUGUUUCUGUAUUUGAGGCUUUGGAGAAAGCCCUGCCCAACUGCAUUCCUUCCUCCCUUCGCCAAGUAAAUAGAAGAUAAGUAUACAUCUGCGCAUAACUAAUUAUUUUGAGCUUCAAUUCAAGUAGCCAAAAAAACCAAUUAUUCAUUUCCCGAAACCCCACAAGAACUCUGUGUUGUCACUAUUUCUCAGAGGAAAAAGCCUUUCACGGCGAGAUAAAAGUAUGUAAAUAUAGAGUUUGUGUAUAA